UUCCUGUUCUAAUCCUUAAGUCCUGUCACUGUGUGUCGGCUGCUGAGUCUAAGUGAUGCUCUGCACAGAAACACAAACAAACUCCAUCUGAGGAUUUUAACGCUUCCCCUUAUGUUUUAAUGCAGAUUUGAUGUGAAGUCAGGACACGUUUGACUGGAUGGAAACUUCAGAUUGGCUCAGAUCUGGAAUGAAAACUGAAGACGAGAUCUGAUGACGCUGGAAUCAACACAAACCUUCUGCCACAGAAACUGUCAUUUAAUAUUUGCCAAAUACCUUCCUGUAGCAACACAAUCCUGUCAUUAACACUUAGGUCCACUCAGUUACAGUCAUCGUGCUAAUGCUAGUAGGUUAGCUAAUGCUAAUGACUGUGAUGCCAGUAGGUUAGCUUGUUUGUAGUAAAUGAACACAUGCUGUUCCACUAGUAUGCAGCUGUAGUUUUACACCAGUCUGUACCUGCUGAAUUUACCUGUUCACUACAGUUUAUUUACUGGAACAUUAGUGUGCUAGCCCAGCAGGCCUAGUAAUCAAGAUGGCCGACCCCUACCAAAACCAAAUAUACAACCAGGGUAGAGGAGAUGCCUAUGGGACAUACGGAGAAGGAGGCGGCCAUGACGGGUAUGGUUACCAGGGCGACUACCCCCCACAGGAAGAGGAUGCAGCGAGUGAUGUCACUGAAGGCCAUGAUGAAGAGGAUCAGAUGUACGAAGGGGAGUAUCAGGGGAUUCCACAUCCGGACGAGGUUAAGGCGGCGCAGAGGGCAGCACGGGCUAAGACUCGAACCCCGGGCAGCGCCGUGUCUGAACUACAGGAACUUUCUGAACAGUACGAGGACAUCAUGGAGGACUGUGGACACGGGAGGUUCCAGUGGACACUCUUUAUUGUCCUGGGUUUGGCGCUGAUGGCCGACGGAGUUGAAUGUUUCGUGGUGGCUUUUGUUCUUCCGUCUGCAGAGAAGGAUUUAUGCCUGUCCAAUGCAGAGAAAGGCAUGCUGGGUCUGGUGGUUUUUCUCAGUAUGAUGGUGGGAGCGUUUUUAUGGGGGGGCCUCGCUGACAAAGUUGGCCGCCGCCGUUGUCUGAUUGUGGCAUUGGCAAUCAACUGCAUUUUCGCCUUCCUGUCAUCGUUCGCCCAGGGUUACGGCUUCUUCCUGUUCUUCAGGCUGCUCUCAGGAGUCGGAAUCGGUGGAACGGUUCCCAUCGUCUACUCCUAUUUCUCUGAGUUUCUACAGAUGGACAAACGUGGAGAACAUCUGUCCUGGUUGUGUAUGUUCUGGAUGAUCGGUGGGAUCUACGCCUCCUUCACUGCCUGGGGGAUCAUACCCCGAUACGGCUGGGGGUUCAGUAUGGGUACUGAGUUCCAGUUCCACAGCUGGAGGGUCUUCGUCCUGGUCGCCGCUCUUCCCGCCAUCGCCUCCCUGGUCGGACUCACCUUCAUGCCCGAGAGCCCUCGCUUCCUGUUGGAGAACGCCAAACAUGAUGAGGCCUGGAUGAUCCUUAAGCAGGUCCAUGACACCAACUGGAGGGCCAAGGGUCAACCGGAGAAGGUCUUCACUGUGACUCACAUCAAGGCUCCUAAAACAGCAGAGGAUGAGUUCAUUGAGAUCCAGAGUGCGACGGGGACGCCCAUCCAACGCUGGGCCGUCCGCUCACUGACCCUGGGUAAACUGGUUCUGAAGAACGUUGCGUCUCUUGUUUCUGUUGAGCUGAGGUUUGCGACACUGUUCAUGGCGGUCAUCUGGUUCUGCAUGGCCUUCAGUUACUAUGGACUGUCUGUGUGGUUUCCUGACAUGAUCAAACACCUUCAACGUGAGGAGUACGAGUCCAAAGUCAAGGUGUUCCAUAAAGUGCGAGUGGAGAAUUUCCUUUUUAAUUUUUCUCUGGAGAAUCAGAUCCAUAAAGAAGAGGAAUACAUCCGUGACAAGUUCAUCAGUAUAGAGAUGAAGUCGGUGAAGUUCGUGGACUCGCUGUUUGAAGACUGUCACUUCGAGGACAUCAAGUCCACGGACACAGUGUUCGAGAACUGCACCAUCCGAUCCACCGUCUUCUACAACACAGAUCUGUGGGAGGAGAAGUUCAUCGACUGUAGACUGGAAAACACCACCUUCGAACACAACAAACAUGGCUGCCAUCUGGACACCAUGGAGGAAAACGACGUCCUCAUUUACCUGGUCAGCUUCCUGGGGAGUCUGGCUGUGUUGCCCGGUAACAUCAUCUCCGCCCUGUUCAUGCAGAAAAUCGGCAGAGUGAAGAUCAUAGGUGGAUCCAUGCUCAUAUCAGCAGGAUGUACAUUCUUGCUGUUUCUGAGCUCCAGCCAAUCAGCAAUCAUCGCUCUGCAGUGUCUGUUCUGCGGCGUCAGCGUCGCUGCUUGGAACGGCAUCGAGGUGGUGACGGUGGAGCUGUACCCGGCGUCCAAGAGGGCGACAGCGUUUGGCGUUCUCAACGCUCUGUGUAAACUGGCGGCGGUUCUUGGCAGCUCCAUCUUCGCCAGCUUCGUGGGUGUGACCAAAGCUAUUCCCAUCCUGCUUUCCUUCGCUGCACUGGUGGGCGGCGGCCUGGUGGCGCUCAGACUACCCGACACGCGAGAGAAGAUCCUGCUGUGAGGUCAUGUGAUGCAAGGGGGUGGGGCCAAACAUUUCUGCUUAUUCUGGGAGGCUGUUUGAGUUCAGAUUGAACAGAAAUAAAUCACUGCUGUUCUGUGUUUAUUUAUUUUCAUAUGAUGUGAAAUGUUUCAUAUUUUUGUGUAGGUUUAAGAGAAGAAAAAGAACAGUUAGAACAUAAUGAAUUUACACAAAACACACUCAUAAUGUUUGUCAGAAAUAAUGUUAGUUUAUGUCAAUACAACUUUGGGCUGAAUCGUCUUCCAUGUGCAUGAUGGGAAAUAAUGUCAGACGUUACUGAAUUUAUUUGUCGAUAUUAAAUAAACAUUUUGUCUUGUCCUUUGAACCCUCUGGUAUCCAGGUGAGCAUAUUAUGCACACUUUACACUUCAUGUUAUAAAAGGUCAUAUUAGUUUUCGGUUUGUAUUUGGUCAGAAUUCAACAGUCGUUCAAGGUCAUUGUGACGUCACAUCUGCAUGUUUGACGCUCUGUCCAUACCAAGAUGGUUUAGGUCAUAUCUGCAAAAGUUUUGUAUCAGAUAGGCCUUUGGUCCACAUGAAACCAGUGUUUUUUAGUCACUGAAACCGCAACUUUUUGAAACUGGGUCCUAGAGUGGAUAAAUUUGAAAACGCUGGUUUCACGUCUUCGUCUGCACGAGCAAACCGCAACUUUUCUAAAACAAUGAUGUCAUAGCCCCACCUCUUGAAUCGUUCAUCCCAGACGCAAGACAGCACUUCACAACAACA
Messenger RNA from Sphaeramia orbicularis (orbiculate cardinalfish), 3338 nucleotides. RefSeq names its product synaptic vesicle glycoprotein 2B-like. Gene Ontology annotation, molecular function: transmembrane transporter activity. Gene Ontology annotation, cellular component: synaptic vesicle membrane; neuron projection. Gene Ontology annotation, biological process: chemical synaptic transmission; transmembrane transport. NCBI's taxonomy places the organism in Eukaryota, Metazoa, Chordata, Actinopteri, Kurtiformes, Apogonidae. The coding region runs from base 530 to 2596 and encodes 688 amino acids. The transcript has 15 exons. The record is from RefSeq and is a predicted model, not a curated record.